Messenger RNA from Gavialis gangeticus (Gharial), 2435 nucleotides. RefSeq names its product protein Hook homolog 2-like. The record is from RefSeq and is a predicted model, not a curated record. NCBI's taxonomy places the organism in Eukaryota, Metazoa, Chordata, Crocodylia, Gavialidae. Bases 45 to 983 code for a protein of 312 amino acids. Gene Ontology annotation, biological process: spermatogenesis. The transcript has 11 exons.
GGCGGCUGGACCGCGCGGGGGGCGCCCGGCACGACGUGCUCGCGAUGAAAGUGAAGCUUCUCCAGUCCUAUGUAAUGGACCUGAGUGACCAGAAUGAAGUCUUAGUGCAAGCAAUGGAAGAGCUGGAGAGAGAGGCUGCCUGGAAGGUGACCACGCUGGAGGCAGAGCUUCAGGAGUACGUUGCCAGGGUAACGGAGUGUAAGCAGGAGAACAGUACCUUGCAGAUCACAAAGGCAAAUCUGCAGAAAGAAAUUUCACGCCCGUCCCUGGCUCAGCGCCCGGUGCCAACAGAACACCUUUCAGGAUCCACAGCAACGCAGACAACCGACUCUUCAUCAGGGCGAGGGAUGGAGCAAGAGGACCUGGGAGCUCAGGUGGCCUCCAAAGGGCAGCUUAUUCAUCAGCUAAGUGUCCAGCGGAGGGAGGCGGCUCGCAGCCAGGAGAAGACCAAAGCUGAGGUUCUGGAGAAAGAAGCCAAGAUCCAGGAGCUGCAGCAGAUCAUCACGGGCCUUCACCAGGAAAUUUCCCUGAAGGACUUGGAGGCAGCAAGCGAAAUACAAGCGAAGCACCUGUUGGAGACCAAGAUCCAGUCCCUCCAGCAGAUGGUGAGCAGCGCCUUGGCACCGUGUUGUCCUGAGAGCCAGCUCUCCUGCUCCCAGGCCAGCAAGCUCCUCAAGGCAGAGCUGGAACAUCGAAAUGCAAAAAUCCAGAGCCUCCAGAACCAGCUUUUGCUCCAGCAGGACAAAGGGGACGGCCUUGCAGCCGAGCUGGAUGCUCAAGAGCAGAGGAUCUAUCAACUGCAGACCAAGCAGAGGGAGAGGCAGGCAGAACUGGAGCAGAAGCACAGCCAGAUCCAGCAGCUCGAACAAGAUGUGGAGGCCAGCCGCCAGCUACAGGAUGAGUCUCAGAGGCAGCUUGCGGAGUGUAAUGUGCGCCUGGCUCAGGUGGAAGGAGAGAACGAGGCCCUCAGAGCCCACCAGUGAGAGCAGCUGCUGGAGUUCUUGAAGUGCAGAGCCCAAAACACAACACAGUUUUCCAGGGCAGGCCUCAGUGCUGAAUAGAGCAGAAGAAUUGUUUUCCUUCACUUUCGGAUGAUGCUCAGUUGAUACAGCCCACUAUACUAUUGGCUUUUGCAAUAAGUUUCUUGAGUCCUGCUGAGUCUGUGAUCAGCUGUGACCCCAGGGACUUUGCGUGCAGUUCGUCAGCCUCUCCAGUUGUUCCCCACUUCGUACUUGUGCCCACAAUUGUUCCAUCCAAAGCAUGCAGGACUUUGCAUUUGUCCUCACCAGAUUUCAUUCAUUCAACCUGGGACCAUUUUGCCUGUUUAUUAAGGUCAUUCUGAAUCCCAGAUGCAUCCUCUUCUCUGUCCUACCAGGACCCCUUUCAGUGUUACUACUACUACUCUGUCAGAUCAUGAGGUUUCAUCAUGACUUGUGAUACUUUUUGGUUUUUUCAGUGGUUUUCUUGCUGAGAGGCAGGGAAUGAGGAGCAGAGAAUGGGAAUUUGAAGGAUAGGAGACUUGAAGAGAAAAGGGAGACAGUGAGGGAGCCUGGAGGAGCAGCACCUCCAUGUCUGUAACAUUUGCAAGCUCUAGGGACCAGCAGUCCCUGGAGGCUGCCACAGGGCAUCUGCUGUGGAGCUCUGUCAGCGUAAUUUAGCACCAGAAGCAUGAGUUAUGGGCCUACCCUUUACAGGAGGGCCGGCUGCUCAGCCCUGCCUGUCAGAUGGGUCCCUCCUGCCUGAUGGCAAGCUCUCCCAGCCAGCGGCUCCCUGCGUGGCACAUCUGUGUGAAUGUAGCCCCCAUGCUAAUGUCUCUCUGAAAUGGAGCUGAGAAAGCUGUUAACCUCAGUUAGCCGCCUGUUCUCGCUGUGACCCGGAUAAAUCACCGGAGCUGGGGCUUCCAGGGACUCUCCCUCCAGGCAGGGGAAAUGGAUGGCCGUUCCGCACGGGUGCUACCCAGAGAGGACUGAGUUUCCAGCUCCCACUAGGGAGGGAGUGGGGGGACUUCUGCUCCCAGGAACUGCGCCUGGGUGUGGCUCCCAUCAGGCUGCAGCCCUAGCCAUCCAUCGUGCCUCGGAGCCCAUGGCAGCCAGGCACUGGAGUGGCCAGGACAGUUCCCCAGGGUCCAGGAGCCCAGGCAUGCUGACUGCCUUAUGAUUCCCAUGUCCCUUCCUGUGCCUCAGGCAAUUGCUCCAUGCUUGCGAACUGCGUUGGAAGGGAAAUAACACACAACCUGUCCCCUCCACGGUGCCCACGGCCCAUGCCGCAGUGGUAAGAGCGGUUAGUUGGGUCUUUGGUGCCCACAGGCUGUCUCUGCUUCUGCUGCCCUCGCAGCCAUGGAGGCUGCACAGUUGGACGGGGGUGCCACAGACCUUGGCGUAGCCACUGCCACCGCAUUUACAGCAUGCAGCACUGCAUUGUGGACAGCGCCACAU